Messenger RNA from Strongyloides ratti, 1812 nucleotides. Its product is annotated as Intraflagellar transport protein 74 homolog. The transcript has 2 exons. Gene Ontology annotation, biological process: intraciliary transport involved in cilium assembly; cilium assembly. Bases 1 to 1812 code for a protein of 603 amino acids. Gene Ontology annotation, cellular component: cilium; intraciliary transport particle B; centrosome. Gene Ontology annotation, molecular function: beta-tubulin binding. The record is from RefSeq and is a predicted model, not a curated record. Lineage: Eukaryota; Metazoa; Nematoda; Chromadorea; Rhabditida; Strongyloididae.
AUGCAACGUCCAAUGACAUCUAGUAAUAGGCCUACAACAUCUAAAGGCAGACCAAAAACAGCAGGAUUAAAUAAUAUAAGACCAUCUUCAAGAAGAAACUGGAGAAAUAAUAAUGAAAGUAAUAAUACUAAUGAUAGACCAAAUACAACUAUGAGAACUUCCCUGUCACGAGCACAAAGAACAGAAUCAAGAAAUGGUGUAAUACUACAAAAAAAUGAACCAACGAGUGGGGGAAUAAGACCAAUUACAGGAAGAAGAUUAGAAACAUCUAGUAUACAAAAUCGUCCUAUGACUAAACAAGGAUUAUCAGCUAAUAUUCCACCAUCUAGAUUAGGGACAGUUAUGAAAUCUAGAUUAGUAUAUGAUAAAAGUUAUUAUAAAGGAAUAUUAAAUAAUAAGAUUAAUACAAUUGUUAGUGAAUUAGAUAAUUUAAAAAAUGAAUUAGAACAAGGUGAAAUAGAUAGACAACAAGUAUUAUUUUAUGAACAAAAAGCAGAGGAUCAGGCUAGUGAGAUACGUGAAUUACAAGCACAAUUACAUGAAUUUAAUAUUAUUAUUGAUAAAAUAAAUACAAACAGUGACUUAGAGGAAAUAUUAAUUGAUUAUAAUGAGGUUCAGGAGGCUAAUGAAAAGUUGGCUGAAGAAUUAGACAAAGUAUAUAAAGAUCAUCGUGAAAAAGAAGCUGAAAUAAAAAGUUUAGAGGAUAAAUUAAAUGUAUUAAAACAUCAAUAUAAUCAACAAUUAGCAGCCCUAGAUCCAUCGUUAAAAGAUAGACAUGAAAAUUUAAUUAAAGAAGUUGAAAUAAAAAAAAAUAGUAUUAAAGAGGCUAGUGCUUUGGUAAAUUCUUUAGACAAGAAACGUGAAGAAAUAGAUAAUGCUAUUGGUAGUGCCCCAUUAAAACAACAGGCACUUGUAUUAAAUGAAAGAAUAUUAGAAUUAAAAAGUAAAAAAAAGAAAAUUGAAGAAGAAAUUAGUACCAAUGAGACACCAGAAGAUUUAAGAGAUAGACUUUUGGAACAAGUUAAAAAAAAUAAUGAAGAAAUUGAGAUAAUGGAAAAUCAAAUAGAUGAUAUAAUGCAAAAUAUAGAAAAUAUUAAAGAAGAAAUAAAUGAGUUUGACAAUAAUUUUGAAACUUUAGUUGGUGAUAAAAGUGAAAAGUACAGAGAAAUGAUGAUUAUGGAGAAACAGAUUGAUGAAUUUUUUAAUAAUUUUAUUACUGAAUUAUCUACAACUGCUAGAAUUUUACAGGAAAAAGAAAGAGAAAUAGUUGGACUAUUGUUAAAGAUAAGUAUAAAUAUGGAAAAAGAUAAUGAAUACGAGAAUAUGGAAAUACAAAAUAAAGAAAGUAAUGAUCCGGAGGUUUUGGCUGAAGUUCACCUAGAUUUACAAGAAAAAUUAUUACAAAUUGCUGAUAAAGUUUGGGAGGUUGAACAACAAAUUGAAGAUGGAAAAAAAGAAUACCAAAAAAUUCAAAAUAAAUUAGGUAUUGAUAAUGAAAAUUUGAAUGGAGAAAAUAUAAAUAAUAAAAGAAAAAAACUAGAAACUAUUAAAAAUACACUUCAAAUAAAAGAAAAUGAACUUAAUCAAUUAAAAAAUAAAAAUAAAGAAUUAAUGAUAAAGUUAAAAGAAAAUGAAAAUUAUGACAAAAUUAUAAAACUUGAGGAGGCAAAUAUUAAUAAACAAAAAGAAAUAGAUAUAUUAAAAGAAAAAGUUGAAAAGUUACGUAUGACUAAAGAUUUUGAAACUAUUAAAAAUAAUUGCUUAGAAAAGUAUAAAAAAUUAAAUUUACACUUAAUUGAGUUAAAUAAAUAA